AUGAACUGGUUCAAAUUCACUGCAUGUGCCGGAACGGAUCUUUUUACAUGUCCUGGCGGAAUGUUAAAGGCUCAAUUCAAUCAAAUGACAAAAGCAAAUUGUCUUAAUUGUGACAAAUUCUUCCAUUGUCAAAGAAAUUAUGAUGCUGUCUAUCGUUGUGGAAAUUCUGCUAAGAAUCAACGUAUUGCAGAAAAAAUCAGCAACUGUCGUGAACAAGCUCAAGAUGAUGGUUCGGAAGAUAGUCAAGCAGAUCAGCAAGCAAAUAAAUUUGGACGAGAUGGAGGAAACUGUAGAGCACAAUAUACAUGCAAAGUUAAAUGUAAAUACAAUCCUCAAAAUAAAACUUGUCGAAAAUCAAAUUGUCCAUAG
Molecule: messenger RNA, 369 nt
Organism: Adineta steineri
Lineage: Eukaryota; Metazoa; Rotifera; Eurotatoria; Adinetida; Adinetidae
Source: the annotation of a GenBank genome assembly